Aspergillus terreus NIH2624 is the source of this 408-nucleotide messenger RNA. Its product is annotated as import motor complex subunit PAM16. Gene Ontology annotation, biological process: protein import into mitochondrial matrix. The transcript is spliced from 2 exons. Lineage: Eukaryota; Fungi; Ascomycota; Eurotiomycetes; Eurotiales; Aspergillaceae. Gene Ontology annotation, cellular component: TIM23 mitochondrial import inner membrane translocase complex. The record is from RefSeq and is a predicted model, not a curated record. The coding region runs from base 1 to 408 and encodes 135 amino acids.
AUGGCCCAUCGCAUCGUCACUCAAGUCGUCGUCACCGGCGCCCGCGUGUUCGGCCGCGCUUUCGCCGAAGCCUACAAACAAGCCUCCGCCUCGUCCAAGUACGCCGCAAAGAAUGGGAAAUCGGGCAACUCGUUCGCGUCGUCUGGCCUGUCCCUCGAUGAGGCCUGCAAGAUCCUCAACGUGAAGCCUCCCCAGGGUGGCGAGACCAACCUCGAAACCGUGAUGGAACGAUUCAAAAAGCUCUUCGACAUCAACGACCCUAAGAAAGGCGGCAGUUUCUACCUACAGUCCAAGAUUCUUCGUGCCCGGGAAAGAAUAGAAAUGGAGGUCCGACAAGCCGAGCGCAAGGCCGCCCAAGAAAAGGAGCUGAAAGAGGGUUGGAAGCCCAAGGUGUACAAGGACCGGUGA